Messenger RNA from Dentiscutata erythropus, 398 nucleotides. NCBI's taxonomy places the organism in Eukaryota, Fungi, Glomeromycota, Glomeromycetes, Diversisporales, Gigasporaceae. The record is from the annotation of a GenBank genome assembly.
ACGUAGACACGCUUACAGUUGGCUUCCUCGGGGCAGCCUUUCUGGUUCUAGUUGAGGCAAAUUUGCCUACCGUCAUGCCAUGUGAUGUUAGAUUUGGAACCGCGAGGAGUGAAGGUACCGCGCUGUUUUUUGGUUGUGGUGAUGUCGAGGCAUGGCGUCUGAUUCUCUCAAAUGUGGACAGCCUGGGCAUUAGUGAAGCCGGAAACUGGAGGGAGGUUGGCAUUGUUGUAUUCAAAGGAAAAGAAUUUUCGUGCAGUUGCUCUAGUGCGCAAUGUGCUGAAUGCUCAGGGGUGAUGGUUGUGUCUGCGCUGGGCUGUGCGAUUAAGGAGUUGAUGAUGAGGUUGUUGAGGAGAGAAGGUUGUGGCAGCGUUAAACUCGUGGUUGUGUCUUGUAGAUGA